UAUGGUCAUGAAUAAUGCAAUUGAUCUGAAACAGGAAAAGUCAAUGAUUCGUGUCUGCCCUAGACCAAAAAUGGCUAUCUUCAUUUUUCAAUUUUCUAAUUCUACUUAUUAAAUUGAAAUACUAAAUAGUAAAUACUAAUCACAUAAAUUAAUCAUGUGUUCCAUGAUCUUUAAUUCAAGAAAGUUUCAAACUUCAGAACAUUGUUCAACCAAGAUUACUAAUAUCACCGCAAGGCUUUUAAAAUUCUUAUGCUAAACUGGCUUGGUUGACCUCUAUAUAUGCUAACCCCAAGGACCUAAACUCUGCUUUAAUUUUAAUUGGUUUGUUAUAUAUAUGAUUUUAUUUUUGGUUGUUUACUUUUAGCCCGAUGAACCAAAUGUCACAUAAAAGUCCCAACUACAAGAUGAAGAUUAAGAGUUCUAAAUAUUAAGAGUUCCAUAAAGAAAGCUAAAGGUAUGAAAGGAUGCAUAAUAUUCUAAAUAUAGUACAUAAGUACUGUUUAAAUGAUUUUUCUUUUGUUUAAUUUUGGAAAAUUUUCUAACUAUCGUGAAGUUGAUGCUUUAAGUGCAAAAUAUAUCAAAAAUGAUUCCAUGAAGCUGGUGCUAAUAGUUAUUUACCAAUAUGCUAAUUUCUUAUUGUUGCUAAACAUUCACCAAGAUGCUACUGUUUUUUUUUUGGUAUGGCAUGGUCUUUUUUAUAUAAUUUUCAACCUUUUAAUGUGUCUUCUAAAGUUUUUUUCAUUUUUUCUCUUUCUUCCACACAGUCAGAACUUUAUUUAAAAGAUAUUACUCAUUAGAAUCUGCACUACCCGUUCUCAUAUCUCUUUUCAAGAAACACUCUCCCUCACAGCGAAACCUCUCCUCUUCUUAACUCACAUUUUGAAUUCAACCUUCUCAAAGUAUCUCCAACAAAACUAAAUCCUAGUUAUUAAAAAGGAGAAUUAAAAAUGGCUAGGAUAGGAGGUAUUCUUGUUUGUUUAGUCAUCGCAGGCUUAGAUGUAGGUGCUGCAGUACUCGGAAUCCAAGGAGAAGCCUCUCAAAAUCAGGUGAAGCACAUGAAGCUGUGGCUAUUUGAGUGUAGAGAGCCGAGCCAGGACGCGUUCAGGCUAGGUCUAGGUGCAGCAGCGAUAUUGGUAAUGGCCCAUGUCCUCAUCAAUUUGGUCGGAGGCUGUCUAUGUAUUUGCUCUCAGGACGAGUUUCAAAGAUCUUCUUCCACUAAGCAAAUCUCCAUGGUUUGUCUCGUCCUCACUUGGAUCGUAUUCGCCGUUGGAUUUGGAGCUUUGGUGAUUGGAGCGAUGUCGAACAGCAAGUCAAGAUCCUCUUGUGGGUUCACACAUCACCAUUAUCUAUCCAUUGGAGGUCUCUUGUGUUUUCUUCAUGCCCUCUUUUGUGUCGCGUAUUACGUUUCUGCCACGGCGGCUAAAGAUGAAGCUGCUAAGUGACAAAGACAGUCACGGUCAGUGAUGGAAAUGGUGGGUCCUUGUCCUUGACUAUGAUGAUAGUUGUGUAACAAUUUAUGUAAAAUUAUUUAACAUAAUGCAUUUUUUUUCUUAAAUUGUUUCACUCAUUUCAAAGUCUUUUGUAAUUGGGACAUUUUGAGAAAAUCGAAAGCUUUCUCUGUCUUUUA
This is a messenger RNA of Brassica rapa (field mustard), 1627 nucleotides long. RefSeq lists its product as uncharacterized. Lineage: Eukaryota; Viridiplantae; Streptophyta; Magnoliopsida; Brassicales; Brassicaceae. The record is from RefSeq and is a predicted model, not a curated record.